Messenger RNA from Pygocentrus nattereri (red-bellied piranha), 3142 nucleotides. It is a transcript of the gene irf2bpl, whose product is annotated as interferon regulatory factor 2 binding protein-like. Gene Ontology annotation, cellular component: nucleus. The transcript has a single exon. Lineage: Eukaryota; Metazoa; Chordata; Actinopteri; Characiformes; Serrasalmidae. Bases 439 to 2484 code for a protein of 681 amino acids. Gene Ontology annotation, molecular function: transcription corepressor activity. The record is from RefSeq and is a predicted model, not a curated record. Gene Ontology annotation, biological process: regulation of transcription by RNA polymerase II.
UAGUGGGGAGUGGUUAGCGCAUGCGUACUCGUACAGCAACAAGUGGCAUGUCGAUGUGUAACGAAGAGCAGCGCGUUGCUGCUACUGCUGACGUCACCGGUCCAGCCAGGUGGCAUUCCGCGCGCGGGGACAGAGCGCGCGCGCUCGCGCGGAGGACGUGGAGGCACCGUCAGGAAAAAAAGGAAGCCAAAAAAAGAGAAAAACAAAGAGUCAAUCUCAACGCUGUGAACGCGAGGCAGUAAAAUGUAAGGCGGAGCAGUGCAGCCGAAGUCCCGCACCGCCACCGCCGUGGUCCCGGAGCUCGAGGGGGGAGAGAGAGAGAGAGAGAGAGAGAGAGAGAGAGAAAGAGUGAGACGAGAACAGCGAGUGCAGAAAACACAGUGAGGCUUUCCCCCGUUUGCUCGCGCUGAGCGGCUUAGGCGGAGCGGCGCGUGCAGCAUGUCUUCCGCGCAGGUCGCCUCGUCGCGGCGGCAGUCGUGCUACCUGUGCGACCUGCCCCGCAUGCCGUGGGCCAUGAUCUGGGACUUCACGGAGCCCGUGUGCCGCGGCUGUGUGAACUACGAGGGCGCGGACCGCAUCGAGUUUGUGAUCGAGACAGCGCGGCACCUUAAACGCGCGCACGGCUUCCAGGACGGUCGCUCUCCGGGCCCAGGAGGCGCGGGGGUGCCGCUGCCUGUGCCGCCGCCUCCGCCGUCUUCGUCGUCGCUACCUCCGCCGCCCGUGAAGACGCACGUGAAGGAGACGGUGCAGCUGAACCACGUGGACGGCUCGAGUAAGCAACAACAGCAGCAGCAGGCGGCUCAACAGCAAGCGGGGCUCGAGCGCUACUCCUCCCGCUUCGACUACACGGGCAUGAGCGCGCACGCGGCGCGCCUCCCCAACGGUCUGAACGGCUUCCCUAAGGCGGACGACGGGCCUCCGGAGCUGAACCGCCAGAGCCCAAACUCGCGGCGCGGCGGACACGGGCUAGUUUCGCUUCCCGCGCAGAUGAGCGUGCCUCCCAACCUCCUGCCCCAGACCAUGCUGAACGGACCCGCUUCAGGGGCUGCUUGCGCGGGCCUCACACCGCACGGCCUGGUCGCGCGCGCACCUCCAUCUUCAUCAACAUCACAAUCAUCGUCGUCGUCCGGCAUGGGCCUCGCGGAACCGGGAAAACGACCCGCGUCCGUCUCGAGUACGGAUCAGGAGCGCGAGGCGCGCGAGCGUCAGCGCAACGCCGAGGCGCUGGCAGAGCUCGGGGAGAGCCUGCGCAACCGCGCCGAGGAGUGGGCGGGCAAGCCGAAGCUCGUGCGCGACACUCUGCUUACGCUGUCCGGCUGCGCGCCCUUCGACGUGCGUUUCAAGAAGGACCACGCGCUCGCGGGCCGCGUGUUCGCCUUCGACGCCGUGGCCAAGCCGGGCGCUGAUUACGAGCUGAAGAUCUUCGUGGAGUACCCGAGCGGCUCGGGAACCGUCUUCUCGAGCGCGUCAGGUGUCGCCAAACAGAUGUACCACGACUGCAUGAAGGACUACGGUCGCGGUCUCUCGUCAGGCUUCAAGUACCUCGAGUACGAGAAGAAGCACGGCAGCGGCGACUGGCGCCUGCUCGGCGACUUGCUGCCCGAGCCCGUGCGCUUCUUCAAGGAGAUGCUGGGGCCUGACAUGCUGCCGCAGGCGCACGUGGACGCGGGCUGCCCGUUGCUCCCUUCCUCAGCACUCGCCGGCGUGCUGCCACGCACCCUGCCGGCGUCCUCCGCGUCCGCCGCGAGCGCGCUACGAGCGGGCGCGCGCAAACGCAAAGCCUCACCAGAACCGGACUCACUCGACGAGCGCCAACAGCAGCAGCAAUGGAUGGCUAGCCAGAGUGCGGCAGCGGUGGGCUCGUUCGGGGCCUGCCACGGGGGGCCGCCGCCGUUGGGCCCCGUGCACGCGAGCCGUGCCACGCCUCCAGAACCCGCACAGAAUGGACAGUCGCCCAUGGCUGCACUUAUGUCGGUGGCGGACGCGCUAGGAGGUGCAGGCGGCGCACACUCGCCCAAGGACGCAAACUCGGUACACUCCACCACGUCCGCGCGCCACAGCAGCACCGGCAGCGGUGGCGGCAGCAGCCCCGUGUCUCCGGCCUCGGUCUCAGGCCAGCGCCGCUUAGCCUCGCGCAACGGCGACGCGCAGCAGCAAGCUCACGCGGAGCACGCUGGUGCGCAUGGGACCCACGGCGUGCCGGACUCGCCCAUGGCUGGCAGCGGGCCGCUGUGCUGCACCAUUUGCCACGAGCGCCUGGAAGACACACACUUCGUGCAGUGCCCUUCGGUGCCCGGCCACAAGUUCUGCUUCCCGUGCUCACGCGAGAGCAUCAAGGCCCAAGGCGCCACAGGCGAGGUGUACUGCCCCAGUGGAGAGAAAUGCCCCCUUGUUGGGUCCAACGUGCCUUGGGCUUUCAUGCAAGGGGAGAUAGCGACCAUUCUUGCUGGGGACGUGAAGGUGAAAAAGGAGAGGGACCCUUGAAAGUGACGCGGCCACGUGCACCGACUCAAAUAAAUAUAUAUAUAAAUAAAAAAAAUAUAUAUAUAUAUAACCAUGUUGUGAAUAAUGUGUACAGAACACCCCCUCCUCCUCCGUGUGUUUCUGUGUUUGGGGGCUCGUGGAGCUCAUGUCUCAUGGGAAUGACGAGGCUGUUGGCCCAAGACGGUGGGAAAGCACUUUGAGCUCACAGUGUGUUGUUUUUCUUUUUGUUGUUGCAGUUCAUGCACUUUGUUUCAAGUGAUUUUCACAUCCAAAAAAACACACAACCCCCCCAAACCAACCCACUUUGUUACUGGACAUGUUUUGUCAUUUCUUACGGUAAGAUGACAGUCAUUCGGUUUUCCACGACGAUCAGUGGGGCAUUUCUCUUCUCUUUUUAAUUUUUUUUUCUCGUUUUGCUCUCUUCACAUAACGAUGUCUCACUUUUUUAUAUCUCGUGCUCUGAAGGUAUGACUAUAGUUUAUUAUGUGUUUUUCGUUCUCUUCCCUUUUAUUUUUGCUUUAAAGAUGCACGGAUGCUUAAGAGUAGAGCAAAAAUAUUGUACAUUAACUGCUCUGUUUGUUUAUACGGUUCUGUAGUAACAGAAGACUUGUAACGUGCCUUGGAGCUGAGUCAAUUGUAAUAAAUUCAUUGGUAUGAA